AUGGGCUCCCCCCACGAUAAACUACCUGAUUUGGUUUGCAAAGUGAAAUCCUUGAUUUCUGGGAGAAGCGAGGCUACAAAUUUGUCUAGAGGUUUUUGGAUGCCUGAUCGGAGCUGUAGGAUCUUUGCCUGUUUCUUUUGUUGCAGUCUUGGGAGUGAUGAUGAUGAGGAUGAUUGUUAUGGUAUCUACCGCUCAGGCUUGCAGGCAAGGCAUUUCUCUUAUGUGGAUGAAUAUUGUGGUUCCACAUCUAUUGAUGACUUUGAAGCACAUCAUGGAGGAGACAUUGUUGAUAACCAACUAUCAAGUUGCUUAUCGUUAACAGAGGAUUUUAACACAAAAGGUGCGGAUGGAAUCAACAAUAUUGUAGAACCAUCUGACGCUUAUGGUGAUGAGUGUGAAACUACUCCAUAUGCCACAAAGAACACAGAUAACGAGCCUUUUGAUUUUGAGAACAAUGGGCUACUUUGGCUACCUCCUGAACCAGAAGAUGAAGAGGAUGACAGGGAAACUCUUUUCUUCAAUGAUAAUGAUGAUGAAGAAGAUGAUGGGACUACAGGGGAUUGGGGAUAUUUACGCCCUUCCAAUAGCUUUGGUAGCGGGGAACUAAGGGGUAGGGAGAAAUCAAGUGAGGAUAAUCGGAAGGCUAUGAAAUAUGUAGUGGAAGGGCACUUUAGAGCUUUAGUGUCACAACUCUUACAAGUUGAAAACCUACAUAUUGGCGAGGAUGAUGAUAAAGAAGGUUGGUUGCAUAUAAUAACAACCUUGUCCUGGGAAGUAGCCAGUCAUCUUAAACCAGAUACAAGCAACGGUGGAGGAAUGGAUCCCGGUGGAUAUGUGAAGGUUAAGUGCCUAGCUUGUGGGCGUCGCAGUGAGAGCAUGGCAGUGAAAGGAGUUGUUUGUAAGAAAAAUGUGGCUCAUCGGAGAAUGAUGUCAAAAAUUAGUAAACCUCGUUUUCUAAUCCUUGGUGGCGCUUUGGAGUAUCAGCGAGUUGCUAACCUCUUGUCAAGUGUUGAUACAUUGCUACAGCAGGAAAUGGAUCAUUUGAAGAUGGCAGUUGCAAAGAUUGAAGCUCACCACCCUAAUGUUCUUUUAGUAGAGAAGUCAGUGUCAAGAUGUGCACAAGAAUGUCUUCUCACAAAGGAUAUUUCACUUGUCUUGAACAUUAAGAAACCACUUUUGGACCGUAUUGCUCGUUGCACAGGUGCACAAAUAGUACCUUCAGUUGAUCAUCUCACGUCUGGGCAAGGGGGGAAGAAAUUGACCACUUUGGGACAUUGUGAUUCGUUCCAUGUGGAGAAAUUUUUCGAGGAGCAUGGUAGUGCUGGGCAAGGGGGGAAGAAAUUGACCAAAACUCUUAUGUUUUUUGAAGGUUGCCCCAAGCCUUUUGGUUGUACUAUUUUGCUCAAAGGUGCAAGUGGGGAUGAGUUGAAGAAGGUAAAACAUGUGGUACAAUAUGGAAUUUUUGCAGCAUAUCACUUAGCUGUAGAGACAUCUUUUCUAGCAGACGAGGGUGCAUCAUUGCCAGAGCUCCCUCUGAGGUCUCCAUUAACGGUUGGACUACCCGAUAAGUUAAGUAUAGAUAGGUCCAUAUCAGCUAUACCCGGUUUCACAGUUUCAGGUGGUGAAAAUCCUGCUAGUCCUCAGACUCCAGUUGGACUUGAGAAGUCAGAUACUGGGGCAGGGACCCCAAACAAAAGCGAGAAUGGCCUCGCGUUAGAUACAACGUCAUCAAUUAUUGAUAAAUUUGCUAACAAAAUAGAUGGGGAUUUUAAUUGGAUGUCUGAGAUUCCUUCCCCUAAGAUGUUGUGCCCAAAUUUUGGGUUGAAUGAAAAUGAACCUCAUAUUAGUUUAGUUUCUCCAUCUUCUUUUGGGGAUUAUAUGUGGGAUUUUCACAGUGAUCGGCUCCCAUCACAUCACAUUUCUAGUGGAGCCUAUGGCGUGGAUUCUAGAGAUACUUUACAAGGUGAAGAAGCUGAUGUCAAUAAGCUGGCCCCUGAUAUCUUCUCAGCAUUUUCAAGAUUGCCACAACGAGAUGUUGUCAGUAGCCAUGCCAACAACAACCUUAUGACAACUAAUAGUUAUGCUACUCAAGGGUCCUUUAAGAAAGAUGGUGUUGAUCAGAAUGAGGAUAUUGGAUCUUCCAAAGAGGAUUUUCCUCCAUCACCUUCUGACCACCAAAGUAUACUAGUGUCCUCAUCGACACGAUGUGUUUGGAAGGGAACUGUGUGUCAAAGGGCCCAUCUAUGUCGGAUUAAGUACUAUGGGAGCUUUGACAAGCCUCUUGGACGUUUCUUACGAGAUCAGUUGUUUGAUCAGAACUACCGUUGUCAUUCUUGUGAGAUGCCUUCGGAAGCACACGUUCAUUGUUAUACUCAUCGACAAGGCAGCCUCACCAUAUCAGUUAGGAAACUACCAGAAUUUCUUUUACCUGGGGAAAGAGAUGAAAAGAUAUGGAUGUGGCAUCGGUGUCUUCGAUGUCCUCGGAUUAAUGCCUUCCCUCCUGCUACCCACAGAGUUGUUAUGUCUGACGCUGCCUGGGGCUUGUCUUUUGGUAAGUUUUUAGAACUUAGCUUCUCAAAUCACGCAGCUGCAAGCAGGGUUGCUAGUUGCGGUCACUCUCUUCACAGAGAUUGUCUUCGAUUCUACGGCUUUGGGAGAAUGGUUGCUUGCUUCCGAUAUGCUUCAAUUGAUGUUAACUCGGUUUUUCUUCCACCUUCAAAACUUGUAUUUAACCACGAUAGUCAGGAGUGGAUACGAAUGGAAGAAAAUGAGGUUCGACAAGUGGCAGAACUUCUGUUUACUGAAGUGGGCAUUGCUUUUCAUAAUGUCUUGGAAAAGAGUUCAAAGGCAGGGGUACAUGAUUAUAAUUUUAAGGAAUCAUUAAGACUUUGUGUUUUGGAGUUGGAGCAAGUAUUACAAAAGGAAAAGGAAGAAUUUGAGAAAACAUAUAUGAGGGGAGCUAACGCUGGUCAACUUGUGGCUGAUAUCCUUGACAUUAAUAGGUUAAGGAGGCAGAUACUUGUCCAUUCCUAUGUUUGGGAUCGACGGUUGAUUCAUGCAGCUAGUUUAAGUAUGUGCAUUGCCCAGAAAGGGCAGACGAAUUCUGUGCUGGAAACAAAGGGGAAGCACAUUGGCUCUGUUGAAAAGCUCAAAGAGUUGGACAAUUCAAUGCCUGCUAAAGGCUCUAGUAGUUGUGAUUCCUUCCUUUUAGAAACUAAGCCAGAUAUGAAUCAUGGAAUCAAAGAUCAGAAUAAUAGAGAUGUCGAACUGAAUCAGAUUUCAUCAAUAGAGCAAACGGGUCCCCAUCAACUGGGAAAUCUCAUACGGAGGGUACAUUCUGAAGGUGAGUUUCAUAUUCCAGAAAAUUUGCCUGAUACUUUUGAUGCAGCAUGGACUGGAAAAAACCAUCAUACAACAUUGAAUGGUUGUUCUCUUCCUAAUUUAGCUAGGACAAGUACCGUCACAGCAAAUUCAGACUUCAAAAAUGUUGUCGAUGAUAAUGCUGGAAUAUGUGGAGCUCAUUCUCUUGUUUAUGUACCACCACCAAAUGGCACUCACAAUGAACAUAAGUCAAUAAAUGAAGCAGGGAUGUCAUCUCCAAAUUCAUAUAGCUCAUUUGGUAGCAGUUAUUUGAUUCCUCAAAAUCUUAGUUUGAGCGAGUACAAUCCAAUCUACAUUCCACUUUUGAAGGAAAUGGAACGACAAAGUGGUGCUAGGUUGCUUCUCCCUGCUGGAGUUAAUGGUACAAUUGUGCCUAUAUAUGAUGAUGAGCCUACAAGCAUUGUGGCACAUGCUCUUGUUUCGCCUGAUUACCAUACUCAAAUGUCUGAGCUUGAAAAACCAAAAGAUGCUGGAAGCCCAUUCCCUCUUCUAGAUUCAAUAAGUAUACUCUCUCAGUCAGUUGAUGACUCUCUUUCGGAUACCCUUCGAAGUCUUGGAUCUAUGGAUGAGAGUAUCCUAUCAUUGGCUAGUUAUAGAGGGCCCCAGGUUUUAGACCCACUUUCAUACACCAAGGAUUUACAUGCCAGAGUAUCUUUCAAUGCUGAUGGAUCUCUAGGUAAGGUGAAGUAUAUAGUUACAUGUUACUAUGCCAAGAGGUUCGAGGCUUUGAGGAAGAUCUGUUGCCCUUGUGAUUUAGACUUUGUAAAAUCUCUAAGUCGUUGUAAGAAAUGGGGAGCCCAAGGUGGCAAGAGCAAUGUUUUCUUUGCCAAAACUUUGGAUGAUCGGUUUAUCAUCAAGCAAGUUACGAAGACAGAGCUGGAGUCAUUCAUCAAGUUUGGACCAGCAUAUUUUAAGUACUUGUCACAAUCAAUUAGUACACGAAGUCCAACAUGCUUAGCGAAGAUACUUGGCAUAUACCAGGUCUCAAAGCAGGUCAAAGGAGGAAAAGAAACUAAGUUGGAUAUCCUUGUGAUGGAGAAUCUUCUGUUCAGGCGGGAUGUGACCCGACUCUAUGACCUCAAAGGAUCUUCACGUUCUCGUUAUAAUCCAGAUACAAGUGGGAGCAACAAGGUUAUGCUAGACCAAAACUUGAUUGAAGCAAUGCCAACAUCUCCAAUAUUUGUUGGGAACAAGGCAAAGCGAUUACUCGAAAGAGCUGUGUGGAACGACACUGCCUUUCUCGCAUCAAUUGAUGUAAUGGACUACUCGCUACUGGUUGGGGUCGAUGAAGGAAAACACGAGCUGGUACUCGGAAUUAUCGAUUUCAUGAGGCAGUACACUUGGGAUAAGCAUCUGGAGACUUGGGUAAAAGCCUCUGGAAUCCUUGGUGGGUCGAAGAACACAACACCAACUGUGAUCUCACCUCAGCAGUACAAGAAAAGGUUCAGGAAAGCCAUGACUGCUUAUUUUGUCAUGGUGCCAGAUCAGUGGUCUCCGACAACUAUUAUUCCUAGUGGGUCGCAAUCUGAUGCAUGUGAAGAGAACAUUUCAGGUGGCGGUACGACGGAGGCGCUUCUAUAGAUUGAGGCCAGCUGACCCUCUUUAUAUUUGUUGCUUUGUACAUGUAAAUUUCAAAAUGUCGAUUUUUUUCUUCAUUUGUGGUGGUCUUUUGUAAAAAGGGAAAAAAAGGAGUUGGCGGCGGUCAUAGAAUCUUUCUUUUGUCUUUUAAUCCUUGAUUUUUUAGUUUUCCAAAUCAUAUGAUUCGCCCACUCCAGUUUUGUGAUAAAGUAGAAAUGAAAUGAC
Messenger RNA from Linum tenue, 5184 nucleotides. NCBI's taxonomy places the organism in Eukaryota, Viridiplantae, Streptophyta, Magnoliopsida, Malpighiales, Linaceae. The record is from the annotation of a GenBank genome assembly.